Messenger RNA from Amblyraja radiata (thorny skate), 1959 nucleotides. It is a transcript of the gene cdc20, whose product is annotated as cell division cycle 20 homolog. Bases 73 to 1620 code for a protein of 515 amino acids. The record is from RefSeq and is a predicted model, not a curated record. Gene Ontology annotation, cellular component: anaphase-promoting complex. Gene Ontology annotation, biological process: positive regulation of anaphase-promoting complex-dependent catabolic process; anaphase-promoting complex-dependent catabolic process; positive regulation of ubiquitin protein ligase activity. The transcript is spliced from 11 exons. Lineage: Eukaryota; Metazoa; Chordata; Chondrichthyes; Rajiformes; Rajidae. Gene Ontology annotation, molecular function: anaphase-promoting complex binding; ubiquitin ligase activator activity; protein binding.
CGCCAUUUUGCUUCCAGACCGGCUGGAGGUUGGAGACGCGGACAGACGCUUCACAGAGCCGGUGUGAACAGAAUGUCUCACUUCACUUUUGAGAGUGACAUUAAUAAUCUCCUGAAGUUGGAUGCACCUAUAACAAAUGGGCCUCUAGCCAGGUGGCAGAAGAAAGCAAACAAUGGUGUUACUGGGUCUUUAUCUACUGCAGCUAAUAUUAGCGGCUUAUCACCAAUGAAAACGACAAACCGGUCGCUGAACACAUCCAAGGUGGUGACACCGGGCAGAACACCAGGCAGGACCAAAACCCCUAAAUCUUCAAAGUCUUCCCGUGUGCAGGGGACGCCUUCAAAAGUAGGUGGUGACCGUUAUAUUCCGACCAGAAAUGCAGCACAAAUGGAGGUAGCACAUUUCUUGAUUGCCAAAGAAAAUGACCAAGAAAAUGAGUCUCCAACCAAGAAAGAACAGCAGAAGUCCUGGUCCUUAAACCUGAAUGGUUAUGAUGUCCAGCAGGCUAAAAUUCUGCGACUAAGUGGGAAACCACUCUGUGCACCAGAAGGUUACCAGAAUAAUCUGAAAGUUCUGUACAGUCAGUCAGCAACACCAAGUUCCACCAAGAAGCCCAUCCGAUACAUCCCCUCCAUGCCCGAGAGAAUUCUGGAUGCUCCAGAGAUCAGGAAUGAUUACUAUUUGAAUUUAAUUGACUGGAGUUCACUGAAUUAUCUGGCUGUGGGACUUGGAAAUAAUGUGUAUCUCUGGCAUGCUGAGUCUGGGGAUAUUCUUCCACUUGUACAACUGGAGGAUCAAGAAGACUAUGUUGCUUCAGUGUCCUGGAUAAAAGAAGGCAGCUAUUUGGCAGUUGGAACUAGGAAUGGAGAGGUCCAGGUUUGGGAUGUUGAGCGUCGAAAACGCCUGAGGAAUAUGGUGAGUCAUACUGUACGAGUAGGUGCCCUCAGCUGGAACAGUCACAUUCUAUCCAGUGGCUCCAGAGUGGGUAAAAUACAUCAUCAUGAUGUCCGUAUUGCAGAACACCACAUAUCUACUCUGACUGGACACACACAGGAAGUCUGUGGCUUGACGUGGUCACCUGAUGGCAGGUAUCUUGCAAGUGGUGGCAAUGACAACCUUCUGAAUCUAUGGCCGAACAUUACUGGGAAUGAUCCAGAGUGCCAACCAUUACAUACAUUCACGCAGCAUCAGGGCGCUGUUAAGGCAAUUGCCUGGUGUCCUUGGCAAGCAAACAUCCUUGCAAGUGGUGGUGGCACCAGUGACAGAUUCAUUCGCCUUUGGAAUGUCAAUUCUGGGUCGUGUUUGAAUGCUGUAGAUACUCAUUCUCAGGUCUGUUCAAUAGUCUGGUCAACUGAGUACAAAGAAUUGGUGUCAGGACAUGGAUUUUCACAGAAUCAGUUGAUAAUAUGGAAAUAUCCAAACUUUACCAAAGUCACUGAGCUCAAAGGACACCAGGCUCGUGUGCUGGAUAUGUGUUUAAGUCCAGAUGGAACGACAGUGUGCUCUGUGGCUGCAGAUGAAACUAUCCGCAUCUGGAAAUGCUUUGCGGUGGACCCAGCAAAGAAGAAAAAGAUGGCCAUAGCCGCUCAAUCCAGCGUGCUGCACCAUGGCAUUCGAUAAAACAUGAUUUAAACGAUAGAGGCACGUGUGACAAAAUUGUGGAAGACUGAUUCCACUUUUAAUGGGACAUGGGAAUAAAUGUGUUAUCUUUGCAAUGGAGGAGAACUGGUGUAUUUUUCCCUUAUCCAGUUGUGUUCAAAUUUGAGCUUUUUGCAUGAUGAACAGUGAUUUUUUUUUUUAUUCCCACGAGUAUUCUGUUGAUAUUUCUUGUACAUAACUUUUAAAUUGAAUUUAAACCAUUUUAUGAAUUUUAAAAAUAAUUUAACAUGUACAAAUUUCUUUCAUUUUUCAAUAAACUUGAAUGUAUUCACACUGCUUGCAGUGUAGUCAUGUAUGGUG